AUGUCUCUAUUGUCCGCGGCGGCGGCGGGACCCGGGACAGCGUGGGGCAGCACGGCCGCGGCUUCUCCGGCCCAGCCGUCGACAGCGGCCGACCGGCGCGCGCGCUCUCGCUUGCCAAAUCUGCCCACGACCGAGGUCGAACAGAACUACACCGCAGCAGCGAAGAAGGCGAGAUUUUUCAACGUGUUUCAGGUGAUUCGAUUUCCGAACACGGAGUGCGUGAGCAACGAAGAGGGCACCAACGGCACCUGCUACCUGCCCGACGAGUGUUCGCAGGCCGGUGGCAGCGCGCGGGGCUCGUGCGCAGAGGGCUACGGCGUCUGCUGUGUCUUCUCCGCCGGCUGCGGCGAGGCGAUCAGCCGCAACAACACCGUCUUCCGCGGCCCGGGGAACCUGACGUCGCCCUUCAACUGCAGGCUGACCGUGAGCAAGAUCAACGAGAAUAUCUGCCAGAUGCGGCUCGACUUUGACCAGCUGAGCCUGGCCUCACCGGACGCUAACGGCGUAUGUCGUCAGGACCAGUUCACGGUGAUCGGCGCCGCGUCCUCUCAGCCGCCCGUCAUCUGUGGCGUCAACGGAGGCCAGCACAUGUACGUGGACGUCAGCCCAGGGUCGGGGAGCCAGCUCACGCUGCAGGCCACCACGUCCGGCACAGAGACGACCGCUAGGGAUUGGAGAGUGAGGGUCUCACAGAUCGCUUGCGACAACCCGGCGAGGGCUCCCGCGGGAUGCCUGCAGUACUACACCAACUCGACUGGCACCAUCAAGUCGUUCUCGUUCGACACGAACGAAGCCGGGCCUCACCUGGCCUCGCAGCGGUACGCCAUCUGCGUGAGAACCAACGCCGGCUUCUGCGGCAUCCAGUAUGACGCCUGCUCCGCGCUGAACAACUUCACUGUCAGCGAGAGCCUCGGCGCCGUCAAGGGCUCGUCGUGUACCGACGACUUCCUCACGAUCGCCACUGUGACGCCGGACGGCUUCACGGGUACUCCUCAGGACCGCCACUGCGGCACCGAGUGGUCCGGCGACACCUCCGGCGUAGGUCCCGGCGUCACAUUCAGCCGACCUUUCGUCGUGUACGUGCGCUUCAACGACAACGAGACGACCGUGGAGCAGGAGGGCAGCAACCGAGGCUUCUGCCUCGACUACACGCAGGUGCCUUGCAGCUCCGUCAGCAGUACGACCAGCAUGUUCCAGCGGCUACAGUUGCCGCCGCCCGAUCCGCUUCUGCAGCGGCCGGCUCAGCACGUCAGCAGCGGCGUGCUCAGCGUCAGCAACCCGGCCGACACGCAGCUGCUGAGCUUCGGUCAGAGGCCUCAACGGCCGCUUGGUCAUGGCGCCCGCGCUGCCAGGCCCAGCUGGCAGCAGAGGGCCAACUUCUACUACGGCUAGGGCCUGCGCAGAGGCGCGCAAGGGAGCCGCGCGGGCCUGCUCUCCCACCGUAGUGGUUCUGCAAUGCUCUGGCGUCGGGGAAAACUUGAGGUGAGAGCCAGAAGCGUGCCGAAUUUCCCACUGCCGACCUCCACACACCAAGCCGUGUACAAGAAGCCCGAACGAGGGCACUACGGAGAUGAUGAGAGCCUGCAGCCGAUUCUCACCAUAGAUGAGAGCCUGCAGCCGAUUUUCACCAUAGAUGAGAGCCUGCAGUCGAUUUUCACCAUAGAUGAGACCCUACAGUCGAUUCUCACCAUAGAUGAGAGCCUGCAGCCGAUUUUCACCAUAGAUGAGACCCUGCAGUCGAUUCUCACCAUAGAUGAGGGCCUGCAGCCGAUUUUCACCGUAGAUGAGACCCUGCAGUCGAUUCUCACCAUAGAUGAGACACUGGAGUCGAUUCCCGCCAUAGAUGAGAGCCUGCAGCCGAUUUUCACCAUAGAUAAGACCCUGCAACCGAUUCUCACCAUAGAUGAGACCCUGCAGCCGAUUCUCACCAUACAUGAGAGCCUGCAGCCGAUUCUCACCAUAGAUGACAGGCUGCAGCCGAUUCUCACCAUAGAUGUCCCUUAUGCGGUCUCCCUCGGGCCCAUCCAGGUCGGGCUCGCUCCCUACAAAAACAGUGCGUGCGCUUAUGUUUAUACUAAGCAGCGCGUAGCCACUCCCAUCGGGGAUGUGCCGUGACCGACGCGGACGUGUCAGCGGUACGCAUAAACGUGGGCGGUGGGGUAUGGAGGCAAAGCGCUGGUCGCUUGUUGAUGCUGUCAAAGUCUGAUUCUUGGGAAAAUGGGUAUCGAGGCUAAGUAGUCGCCUGUCUGCAAACGGCCAUACUUUGUGUGGCUAAACAUGCAUAAAACUGGCGCAUGCUUUCGUGAUGCAUGCUAUCCUCCUUUUUGCCAAUGAUUUCUUUUUGCACUGUAAUAGUUACGUGCACUUGAUGUGGGUCCGAUGGGAGGCGAGAGCCACCUGAUGGUACCGUCAUGACGUCACCGUUUUGGUCCAGACUUAUCGGGCUGAAAGGAUGACGCAAAAACGGCAAUAAUUCUCUUGGUGUUCUGGAUUUUUUGGUUGAAUGUAUCAGUUUGCAUCCAUAACUGUAUGCUAGUCCCCCCCCCCUUUGCUGUCAUUCGCCAAAAUAUUAGAUCGCAUACCUGAAAUCUUCCACUUAGAAAAAAUGCGGGCGGCGAUUUUUCGUUGUGUUCAAUCCCUUAAAAGACGUCAUUGCUUCCUGGUGGGGUUAUGAAAGCUCGCUUCACAGUUAAACAGCUAGCAGUAAUGUCCGCAUAGCGUGUAUGCGUCAGGAGCAUGGGAAUAAGGGAUUUGUUCCUGCUGCGGAUGAAAGGAUAACACAUAAUUACGCGUUCACUCAACAAGUGUUAUGUCAUGGGAGGGGCGUUGCACUUUGCAGGACAGAACACAAAAUUUCUUAUAGGAAGAAGAAACGCUGGCAAUAUUCAUUUAUAGCUCCGUCGUGUCUACAUGUCACCAAGACGGCCUGGACUACGAGAGAGGACGCAAAACGGCUUCAAAAUGUUUUCACUUAUGCAAGCUCUAAGCUGCUGCUGUCACGAUCCCUGCAAGGACCCGCGGACAGAGCCAAUUACUAAUGCUUGCAUCAUAGAUGCUCUGACGCGCUGAUAAUGACGACAUCCCUUCAUGUGACGCAUGUGCGAAACACGACCGAUGCUGGAGCCACCUCAUGACCCCUCCAGGCCGCCUGCCGACAAUGUUGUUAGCCUGCGAAGUCGGACGUGUAGUUCUCCUCAAACGGGACCGCUCUCUGAGCCGCCCGCUGGCCAGGUCACAUCUGACGAGCCGCCUGACUCUGAGCCGCCCGCUGGCCAGAUCACAUCUGACGAGCCGCCGUUCUCUGAGCCGCCCGCCGGCCAGGUCACAUCUGACGAGCCGCCUGACUUUGACUCCGCUGUCUGUUCACACAUCCAGCGUAGCCGGAUAGUGCACUGGUUACUUCUCGCACAGGGCACUGUUGUUAAAUAUA
Pollicipes pollicipes is the source of this 3430-nucleotide messenger RNA. RefSeq lists its product as uncharacterized. Bases 1 to 1392 code for a protein of 463 amino acids. NCBI's taxonomy places the organism in Eukaryota, Metazoa, Arthropoda, Thecostraca, Pollicipedomorpha, Pollicipedidae. The record is from RefSeq and is a predicted model, not a curated record. The transcript is spliced from 9 exons.